Messenger RNA from Metarhizium album ARSEF 1941, 984 nucleotides. Its product is annotated as Glycosyltransferase, DXD sugar-binding motif protein. NCBI's taxonomy places the organism in Eukaryota, Fungi, Ascomycota, Sordariomycetes, Hypocreales, Clavicipitaceae. Bases 1 to 984 code for a protein of 327 amino acids. The record is from RefSeq and is a predicted model, not a curated record. Gene Ontology annotation, biological process: mannosyl-inositol phosphorylceramide biosynthetic process. Gene Ontology annotation, molecular function: mannosyltransferase activity. The transcript has a single exon.
AUGAGAGCCGGGAUAUGGCGAAGCUCACGCAGGCUCGUUGCCGUCCUUGUGCUGUCUCUCGCGGCGAUUGUCGUGCUGCACCAGCUUAGUUUCAAUGACGCCUUUUUGCUGUGUGGCCGGAUAUCGGAGUCGAUAGAAAUCGUCGAGGCGUGCGCUCGGCCGGAUGCCGGGACGACCGGGACGACCGGGACGAACGGCUCAUCCACGGCGGCAGCCGACUCGCGGAUUCCGAAUAUAGUCCAUCAGAUAUGGAAGACGGACAACGUCUUGACCUACUCGGCCGAGGCGUCCCUCGCGUCGUGGCGGGCAAAGGUCGAAGUGAUGAAUUACACGGUCAAGUUGUGGACGGACAAGGACGUCCGGAGACUUGUCGAGACCGAGUAUCCGUGGUUGUCAUCGACGUACGAGGGGUACGCGCUGGACAUCCAGCGGGCCGACUUGGCCAGGCUCGUGGUCGUCCACGCCGAGGGCGGCAUCUACGCCGACUUGGACGUCUACCCCGGGGCGGCAGAGGAGCUGACCUGCCUGCGGCACGUUGGUCUACGGGGCAUAUUUGCUCCGACGUCAGGGGCGCUGGGCCUGAGCAACCACUUCUUCAUGGCGGAGCGAGGGUCCGAGUUUUUGCGCUGGGCGCUCUACGAGGCCAAGCGGCGAGGCGGCUCGCCGUCGAGGCGGAUUCUUCUGCCGUACCUGCGCGUCUUUUGGUCGACGGGCCCGCUCAUGGUGACGUCGGCCUUUCGGCAGUAUUCGUGGAUGUACGGCGCCUCGGAUCACGAGCUGGGGGUUUUGGGCGCGAGCUACGGACGCACGGUGAUCCGGCACGCGGCAGGGCGCUCGUGGCAUGGAGUGGAUGGCUAUGUGCUGAACUGGGUGGCGGACCGUGUGCGGGCAGAGAGCCUCCGGGUCGGCGUCUACGUCGUGAUUGCCGUCGUGCUUCUGGUGUCUGUCUUGUGGCGAUGUCGUUGGAGAAAGGGGCGUCGAUGA